Molecule: messenger RNA, 237 nt
Organism: Aspergillus niger
Lineage: Eukaryota; Fungi; Ascomycota; Eurotiomycetes; Eurotiales; Aspergillaceae
Exons: 1
Coding region: 1-237 (78 amino acids)
Source: RefSeq, a predicted model, not a curated record
AUGCAGAACAGGCUGACUGAACACGCGCGCACACACACAAUUAUAAAGAAAACGGUGACGAGAGCGCAGCCCCACGGCGUUGACAAUAAAAAAAAGCAUAUAUCUAGCAAGAGUUUUGGCGAACCGGCCAAGCCAAAAUCGAAUCGAACUGAGCAUGCAUCGAACAGGAAUAAAAUCGAACGACAGUUGAGGCAGACGUCCCGCGACUGCUGCCUCUUACUGUCCUUGAGCAGAUAG